AACUUGAUACUGCAUUUUCUGAGGGCUGGGAAAGUAGGAGGAAUAUUUGUGAACUGAGCUCUAGAUUGGUAAACUAUUAGAUUUUUUUUUUCUGUUUUUCCUUUUGUAUUCCUUUGAGGUUUAAUCAGGUCUUUCCAUUUUUAGUAUUUAAAGUAACACCCCAUUCAUUCUUACAUCAAUAAUCAGUCUUCUUGCCUAGCUAGAACAUUGUAGGGAGAGAUAAACCUCAGGACUUUACAUCUAUUCUUUGAAGAUCAUUUUGUUCUCUCCCUCCCUGAUAAAGGUAUAUCCCUGCCCCUCCCAGGGCAAAGGUUUGUAAGUGAGGUUGAGCCAUUUCCUGCCUUCGUGUCUGCUGUUCUGACAUUGGCUGACACCUUUGCUGUGUGUACCUGUAAACCUAUAUUUUGGACCCUCUAAGGUGAGUACCUGAUCUUGGUCAUUUGUGGAUUUGAGAGAUCAACAACCUCUUCCCCUUUUUACCUGGUGACUGAGCCUUAAAAUAAAUGUGGGAAGACAGAGGAGUCUGUCCUUCUUUUGGACUUUCUAUGGGAGGAAAGGGCAUUGCAAGAGGCUCUUGAUUCUGCCUUCUUCUUUGUCUUGUUCUGAACUUUGCCAAGCAUCUAAAUAGGUAAAAGAAAAUACCAAGUUAUGACCUUUUGUAUUUUUUUAGUGUGUGAAUAGGGCCUAGGUUAUGUGUUGACUUUUGUAUUCUGAGAUGCUGAUUCCACUGUGGCUCUUCUCUUUGAGGUCUCUAAAAAGGGAUGGAGUGAUGUGGUGAGGAAAGGUCCUGGAGGCCAGUCUCCCUUGAAUCUAUAAGCAGUGCUCUUUGAUGAUUAAGCAGUGGAACAGUAGUGGGCACCCAAAGUACAUUGCAAGAUUUGCAAUUCUGGACUGGGCAGUGACUUCUGGAUUUGCCUCAUCAGUCUGGUGUAAUCUCUGGCUCCAUGGCCAGCUAUUGGCUCUUACAGACCGGAUGAAGCAGACUGGAGACAGAAGUGGAGAAAGCCUCCAACUGGCAUAUCUUCAUACUGUAGCCCUCUGGCUGCUGGCCCUGCCCAGCCUGCCUCAUGGAGAAGAUGAACUGGCUGAGCAGACUGGCUUCCCGGGGCCCUGGGAACCGUGUAACUCAAGGGGCCAGUCUGCAGACCCCUGUCAUGGCUGACCCUGAGACCUGCCUCAUGGUCUUCAAGAAUCACUGGUCCCAGGUGGUGCGCAUCCUGGAGCGACAAGGCCCUCGGGCAGCUCCUGGAGGUGCAGAUGAUCUCAGUGCUGUGUGCAACCAUGCUUACCAAAUGUUAACACUGCUGGUAGAGGAUCGUGCAGUCCCUUCAUCUCCUACAGGCCCUGGGCCCCUGCUGGAGUUUGCUCUUCGUGAGGAUCUUCUGACCCGUGUGUUGACAUGGCAGCUGCAAUGGGAUGAACUUGGGGAUGGGGUUGAGGAACGGCGGGCUGAGCAGUUGAAACUAUUUGAGAUGCUAGUGAGUGAAGCUCGCCAGCCCCUGUUGCGGCAUGGUCCAGUCCGUGAGGCUCUGCUCACCCUACUGGAUGCCUGCCCUGUGCCUAGUAGCCCAGCACUGGAUGAAGGCCUGGUGCUACUUCUCAGCCAAUUGUGUGUAUGUGUGGCCCGGGAGCCUUCUUUGCUCGAGUUCUUCCUGCAGCCACCUCCAGAGCCUGGAGCUGCCCCACGUCUUCUCCUCUUUUCUCGCCUUGUUCCUUUUGUCCAUCGAGAGGGCACUCUGGGCCAACAGGCUCGUGAUGCUCUACUUCUGCUCAUGGCUCUGUCAGCUGGAAGCCCCACUGUGGGCCGCUACAUCGCAGAUCACUCUUACUUCUGCCCGGUGCUGGCCACAGGGCUGAGUGCCCUGUACUCUUCACUGCCCCGAAAGAUUGAGGUUCCAGGGGAUGACUGGCACUGUCUCCGACGGGAAGACUGGCUAGGAGUGCCAGCCCUUGCACUCUUCAUGAGUUCCCUAGAGUUCUGCAAUGCCGUGAUUCAGGUUGCUCAUCCCCUGGUGCAGAAGCAGCUGGUGGAUUAUAUCCACAAUGGGUUCCUCGUGCCUGUCAUGGGCCCUGCCCUGCACAAGACCUCUGUGGAGGAGAUGAUCGCCAGUACCGCCUAUCUGGAACUUUUCCUACGGAGUAUCUCAGAGCCUGCCUUGCUCCGUACCUUCCUGAGAUUCCUGUUAUUACACCGGCAUGAUACCCACACCAUCCUUGACACUCUCGUUGCCCGUAUUGGCAGCAACUCCCGGCUCUGCAUGGUCUCUCUGAGUCUCUUCAGGACCCUCCUGAACCUCAGCUGUGAGGAUGUUCUACUGCAGCUCGUUCUCAGGUAUCUUGUCCCAUGUAACCACGUGAUGCUGAGCCAGAAGCCAGCUGUACGUGAUGUGGAUCUUUAUGGACGAGCAGCUGACAAGUUUCUCUCCCUAAUCCCACGUUGUUGUCGGCACCGUGCCCCCAGCCCACCUCGCCCAGAGCAUGCCUCGUGGGCACGAGGUGGGACUAGCAGAGAGGCAGGGAGAAGGGAGGACCUCAUGGGCCCUGGAAGUCCAAGUGUUGAUUCCUCUUCUGUGGUGACAGUGCCUCGGCCUUCCACACCAUCCCGGCUGGCUCUCUUCCUUCGGCAGCAGAGUCUGGCUGGCUCUGAGUCCCCAGGUCCAGCCCCUCGCUCACCAGGGCUUGCUGCAUCCCCAGCCUCCAGCCCUGGCCGACGGCCCUGCCCUGCAGAGGAGCCUGGUGAGCUGGAAGACAAUUACCUGGAUUAUCUGCGUGAGGCGCGCCGUGGUGUAGACCGCUGUGUCCGAGCCUGCCGUACCUGGUCUGCCCCCUAUGAUGGCGAGCGGCCCCCUCCUGAGCCUAAUGCUCUUGGUUCCCGGACUAAGAAACGCAGCCUCCUGCCUGAGGAGGACAGGGACAAUGUGGGGGAAGGGGAGGAGGAAGAGUUAGGGAGUAGAGGGCUGACUGGGGGUAUAGGUGAGGGUCCUGGCCACCUGCCCCUGCCCCAGCUUAAUGGGGUGCCAGGACCAUGGCCUGAGGGAGCCAAGAAGGUUCGUCUGGUACCACGUCUGGUGGCACAGGAGGGAGCUGGGGAACUGCUGGAGGGCUUCUCCCAGGGCAUGACAGGACUAGAGAGCUUUGGGCAAGAGCUCCGGGAGCUGGAGGUGGCAUUGAGCAAUGGUGGAGCUGGCUCAGAAGCCCCCUUAGAGCCUCCACUACCUCUUGAGGAGGAGGAGGCCUACGAGAGCUUCACCUGUCCCCCUGAGCCUCCUGGCCCCUUCCUCAGCAGCCCAUUGCGGACUGUCAACCAGCUGCCAAGCCAGCCUUUCACCGGCCCCUUCAUGGCUGUGCUCUUUGCCAAACUCGAGAACAUGCUGCAGAACUCCGUCUAUGUCAACUUCCUGCUGACGGGGCUGGUGGCCCAGCUGGCCUGUCACCCCCAGCCCCUGCUCCGCUCUUUCCUGCUCAACACCAACAUGGUCUUCCAGCCCAGUGUCAAGUCCCUGCUGCAGGUGCUGGGCUCUGUGAAGAAUAAGAUUGAGAGCUUUGCGGCCUCACAGGAAGACUUCCCAGCACUGCUAUCCAAAGCCAAGAAGUACCUCAUUGCCCGUGGCAAGUUGGAUUGGGCUGAGGGUCCUACAUCAGGACCUGCCCCCCGCCGCUCUGAUCCCCUAGUGAAGAGCCGGAGGCCGUCCUUGGGGGAGUUACUCCUGCGGCAUGCACACAGUCCAACCAGGGCCCGGCAAGCGGCACAGGUCCUUCAGCCUGGGCGAGACGGAGCAGGACUUGGCCUAGGUGGGGGCUCCCCUGGGGCUUCAACUCCAGUUCUACUUCCUCGGGGUGGGGCCCCUGAGCGCCAAGGUGAGGCUCUGCGAGUCAAGAACGCUGUCUACUGUGCAGUCAUUUUCCCUGAGUUUCUCAAGGAGUUGGCUGCCAUUUCCCAGGCCCAUGCCGUCACCUCGCCUUUUUUGUUGGAUACUUCAGAAGAGGGAUCUGGCCCUUCUAUCUCAGGCUUUGGGCCCCUCAACCCUUAAUUUUCUUCCAUGGACAAUCAGGGCCAGAGGCAACCUGGGCUAAGGCCAGGGCACAGGCUCCUUUUUAUGUUUGGAGGCAGUGGCAAAUGGACUUUUUAAUUUAUUUCAGAUGAAUGUUUUAUGAAGAAUUUGUUGCAAUAUGUAUAAAAGGGAAAUCUCUA
Molecule: messenger RNA, 4192 nt
Organism: Castor canadensis (American beaver)
Lineage: Eukaryota; Metazoa; Chordata; Mammalia; Rodentia; Castoridae
Source: RefSeq, a predicted model, not a curated record